AUGUCCGCCCUCACCAGCAGCUUCUGCCGUCAAGCAGCUCGCACUCUCCGCCCCAGGCCAGCUCUCGCAAGCUCUGCCAGAGCUCUCCGUCCCGUCGCGCUUCAAGCCGCCCGCCCGCCCAUCAUCUCCCGCAUUUCGAGAGCCUCGUUCGCCACCACCAUGCCUACCAAGAGCGACAAUGCCACCGCCGUGCCCGCCGGCAAGAACGAAUUCGACCCCGAGGUCGUCGACAUUGCGAGCUAUGUCCACAACUUCAAGAUCGACUCGCCCCUCGCCUUCGACACCGCCCGCUGGGUCUUCCUCGACACCCUGGGCUGCGGUCUGAAGGCUCUCGAGUUCCCCCAGUGCACCAAGCUGCUCGGCCCCGUUGUCGAGGGCACCUCCGUCCCCAAUGGCACUCGUGUGCCCGGCACCCCCUACCAGCUCGAUCCCGUGCAUGGUGCCUUCAACAUCGGCGCCAUGAUCCGCUGGCUUGAUUUCAAUGAUUGCUGGCUCGCCGCGGAAUGGGGUCACCCUUCCGACAACCUGGGCGCCAUCCUCGCCGUCGCAGACUGGAUCUCGCGCACGAACCGCGCCGGUGGUAAUCUGGGCAAUGGCAAGGUCUUGAAGGUCAAGGACGUGCUGGAGGCCAUGAUCAAGGCCCACGAGAUCCAGGGCGUCAUGGCUCUCGAGAACUCGUUCAACAAGGUCGGCCUGGACCACGUCGUCCUGGUCAAGCUUGCCUCGGCUGCCGUUGUGUCCAAGAUGCUCGGCCUCAACGAGGCGCAGACCCGCGACGCCAUCACCCAGGCCUGGGUCGACGGCCAGUCCAUGCGUACCUACCGCCACUCUCCCAACACCAUGUCCCGCAAGUCGUGGGCUGCCGGUGAUGCCUGCGAGAGGGCUGUUAACCUUGUCCUGAAGGUUCUCAAGGGCGAGGGCGGCAUGCCGACCGUGCUUUCCGCCCCGACCUGGGGCUUCUACGACGUCAACUUCAAGGGUGGCAAGUUCCAGUUCCAGAGGCCCUACGGUAGCUACAUCAUGGAGAAUGUCCUGUUCAAGGUCUCCUACCCUGCCGAGUUCCACUCCCAGACUGCCAUCGAGGCCGCUCAGCGCUUGAACUCGAAACUGAAGGCCAUGGGCAAGACCGCCGAGGACAUCGAGUCCGUGACCAACCGGACUCACGAGGCCUGCAUUCGCAUCAUCGACAAGCAGCUGAAGCCAAUGGACAACUUUGCCGACCGUGAUCACUGCGUUCAAUACAUGGUUGCGACUAUGUUCGUCUUCAACCGUCUUGAGGCGAGCGAUUACACCGACGGCAGCGAGGCUGCUACGUCGCAGCUGGUUGAAUCUCUUCGUAGGCGCAUUUCUUGCGUCGAGGACCCGCAAUUCACCAAGGACUACCACGACCCUGAGAAGCGCACCAUUUCCAACGCGUUGACCGUCACUCUCAAGGACGGCACUGUUCUUGAUGAGGAGAGAGUCGAGGCCCCGCUGGGCCACAAGCUGAGAAGAGAGGAGGCCAAGCCUCACAUUUUGAACAAGUACAAGGCUCACCUCGCUCCCCAUUACCCGGAGCAGAGGGUCAAGGAGCUGGUCGAGCUUGGCCAGGAUCAGAGCAAGUUGGAGCAGAUGGAUGUCGACAAGUAUGUUGACCUCUAUGUAACGAACUAA
This is a messenger RNA of Diplodia corticola, 1653 nucleotides long. RefSeq names its product 2-methylcitrate dehydratase. Gene Ontology annotation, cellular component: mitochondrion. Gene Ontology annotation, molecular function: 2 iron, 2 sulfur cluster binding; 2-methylcitrate dehydratase activity. Lineage: Eukaryota; Fungi; Ascomycota; Dothideomycetes; Botryosphaeriales; Botryosphaeriaceae. The record is from RefSeq and is a predicted model, not a curated record. The transcript has 4 exons. The coding region runs from base 1 to 1653 and encodes 550 amino acids.